Molecule: messenger RNA, 579 nt
Organism: Rotaria sp. Silwood1
Lineage: Eukaryota; Metazoa; Rotifera; Eurotatoria; Philodinida; Philodinidae
Source: the annotation of a GenBank genome assembly
AUGAUGGAUCCUAGUGAACACUUUCAAAAUUUUUCGACAUCAGAACGUUUGCCAAGCAAAAAGCUAUCAAAUGCUAUGGAUAUGAAAACCAGUUCUGAUCUGACAUUAUUAUUACUGGAUUAUUCAACAAUAUCGGAUAGCAAGUUUACACAAAUGCUAUUAACAUCGACGACAAAUCUUAUGAAUCACGAUGCUCUUAUUGAACUGUUGAAACAGAAAGAAAUAUUAAUAUUUAUUCGACAACUUACACAACUACUCAAUAAAUUAAAUUAUUCUCAAUUACAACAUGAACAAUGGUCUUACUAUUAUAAUCUUGACAUGAGCAAGGCUACUUGGAAUGGACGAGUAUCGAAAAAAAUGGCUGAUACAAAUUCAAUGUAUUACACAUAUGGUCGAUUCAAAACUUUAAUUAAACAACGUCUUGAUAAAUAUAAACUACAAUGUGAAAAAGCUCAAAAGGCUUUUCAUGAACAUAUGAAAAAAGCACUAGUCAUUAUGGAUAUAGAAAAUAUUACCAAUAUGAUCAAUAAUUUAAUCAAAAAUCAUCAACAUCAAUUACGACUUGAACUCAAGAGAUGA